Anolis carolinensis (green anole) is the source of this 2679-nucleotide messenger RNA. RefSeq names its product PRELI domain containing 2 (gene prelid2). The record is from RefSeq and is a predicted model, not a curated record. The transcript has 7 exons. The coding region runs from base 269 to 799 and encodes 176 amino acids. Gene Ontology annotation, biological process: phospholipid transport. Gene Ontology annotation, cellular component: mitochondrial intermembrane space. Lineage: Eukaryota; Metazoa; Chordata; Lepidosauria; Squamata; Anolidae. Gene Ontology annotation, molecular function: phosphatidic acid transfer activity.
AAUUCCCACGGGAGGGAUGCUCCUGCAAGGGGAACCAAAGUAGCAGCCCCUCUUCGGAGGAAAGGCCUCCCCCUAUCCCUCACAAACGGCCUCCCAAUGGCUCUCAUCCGGUUUAGCUCGGGACGCGUGCGGACAUUGUGACCUCAGGGGGCGUUCCUUGCGUGACGGGCCGGGGAGCAGCGGGAGUUUGUGCCGCCGGCAGGGAGGAGGAGAGAGGCUGUGGGCGCGGGUUUCCCUCUUCCUCCUCCUCCUGCUUUUUGAGCCGGCCAUGGGGGUGACCGUGGAGGCGCACAAGGUCUACCACUACCCCUUCGAGCAGGUGGUGGCCAGUUACCUCCGCAAGUAUCCAAGUCCAAUGGAAAAACAUGUUAUAGCUGUAAAAACCGUAGAAGAGAAAACAGAUUUGUCUACAGGAAUCGUAUACCGAAGAAGGAUUGCUACGUGCCAGAAUGUAAUUCCAUACAUUUUGAGAAAGGUUAGUGUCCUCAAAGUAUCUGAGGUCUACUUAGAAGAGGAAUCUUGGGUUAACGUAAAGAAAAGAGUUAUGUCUAUGAAAACGCAUUGUCUGACAUGGACAGAGUAUGCUACCCUAAAAGAAGAAUCAGUCUUCCGGGAAAGCUUGGAGAAUCCAAAUUGGACUGAAUUUAUACAGAAAGGGAGAAUAUCAAUAAAAGGAGCAGGGCUGCUGAAUUGCUUCUUGGAAGUUUUUGCACAGACCUUUUUAAAUCAAGGGGUCAAAAAGAGUAUUUCAAUAAUGGAGAAACUUCUGCAAGAACAGUUUGGAAGCCCAUUUUUGUAAUUGGAAAAAAGAAGAGAAAUCUCCAUGCAUUUAAAGUUUAUCCACAGCAAUAGGUACCGACUUUGCUUCUUGAUGAAGUUAACUUUAUGGACUGCUUUAUCAAAGAAAGAAACACUUGAGUGAAAGAAGACACUGAUCAGACUACUUUAAGUGACAUAAAUGAAAUGAUAUUAUGUUCCCAGGGUGAUCAUGGAGAACAAAAGUGCAUUUUGAAAAAUUCACCAAUGUGAACUUAUGCUCUAAUCUCCAAAGUUGUAAGUGAGCACAGAAAAACUGAAGACCACGGACCCUUUGCUUCUUUGAAGAGUCUUCUAUCAGCUAAGAGAACAAGGGUUUCCUCUUAUUUCAGUGUGUUCACACAAGACAUAUGAUCUAUUCCAUAGAAAUGCUUAAAGGGACUAAGAUACUUGAUUGGUAGAUACUGUGAAUAGAUAAUAUAUUAUCACAUUGUAAGCUUUCAGGGUAUUUUUAUCUUCAACAUUCUGGUACUCCAUAAGAAAAAAAUGCUUUAAAAAUCCACAAAUACUAUUCAGGUCUUUAAUGUUUGCCAAUAUAGCCCUACAAAAUGUGAAUUAUUGGAGAACUACAUUAGUUUUCUAUGGGCUUGUCUACACUGAUGAAAACAAAUCUGUUUGUCACAACAUUUUCCCAGUCUACACUGAUCCUGCAGUGAUGCUUUUAACACCACACACACCACACAUAUUGGAGUGAGGUCGUCAUAACCGACCAUGCAUUUCCCCUGGCAGAAUGCGCCUCAGUAUUUGGAGGCCAUCUGCAUUCCCAAUUUUUUUUUGCAUGAUUUUUGGCCACAAAGUCAUAGGUGCUUUAGGGUUUUUUUCUAUCAUGAAUAAACCUAUUUUCAGUUAAAGAGAGAUGCAGCAAUGCUAAUAUAGCAAGUAUCCGCAGAAAUGAAUUUUCUUUUUAAAAAAUAAAAUAAAAUUGAACCUAGGAAAGAAUCCUCCCAGAUAGGAAUGCUCUCCUCCCACCAACAAGUGCCACCCACCACUAACUCCACCCUCAAAAAUACAGUGAAGCAAUGCCACCUGAAGGACUAACCACAAGUCUAGAAAUGCAGAUUUUCUGUAAAACUUUAGGGUAAAGGGCAAGAUUUUUUUAAAAAAACAAUUAAAGCCCAAAUAAAUGUCUCGCAAAUGAAUAAUCAUGAACAUUUUAUGUCAGGAUCAGAACAUGUACAAGGUGAGUAUGGUUUUUGUUGCCCAUGUAGGCAGUCCCAUAGUUUGCAAAAGCCAAGCCUUGAAAUAUUUUAGUUAAUGUUAAAAUGCAGUGAAAGGGUUUUUUUUUUACAAAGAGAGUAAGUUCCUUGUUUUUUUUUUCUUUUACUGCUUAUAAUGGAUGAAUUCAAAGUAUGCUUAUUAUAAACUGCCAGGAAAUUUAAAUGGUAAAUUGAUUUGGGGCUCAGUUUUUGUGUUUCACUUUACUUUUAUUUUUUUAUAUCUUUUAUACAUUGUAUUGUUGAAUCAUGCUGUCUACAUAUUUUAUUUAUGCAGUGGAAUAUAGCAAGGGAAUACAGAUUUACAAAUAAGUGUUGAAAUGUUGGCAUCUGUAAUUUUCUUCUUUAUUAGGAUAAAUUUGAAGAACAUUAUAUGGAUAGUAAACAUGCUGAACAGAUUGUUACCAUCUAUCCAGAAUUUUAACUCAUCUGCAUUGAAUAGACAUUGUAAAUAUGAUGUUAUCUGCUGUGUGUUUCUUAUGUAAACAUCCAGAGUGUUAGAAAUGUCCUGGUUAAAUAAUACUAUGUUCUGAAGUAGUAGGGAAAAUUAUUUUGUUUUGACAUAAAAUCAUGUCCCUUUCAACCUUGUACCUAUGUUUUUAUGAGGGAGGCUGCUGGUGCAGUUGGGAUUAAAUUUAGAUUUACCAGG